Messenger RNA from Nerophis lumbriciformis (worm pipefish), 4072 nucleotides. The record is from RefSeq and is a predicted model, not a curated record. Lineage: Eukaryota; Metazoa; Chordata; Actinopteri; Syngnathiformes; Syngnathidae.
AACACGGCGAGGAUAAAGCAAGAUGGCGUCUGACGGUGAAGACGUUAUUGCAGUCGUCACAGUUCAGUGUUCUUAAUCUGUGCGUCCAUGUACACAUAUAUGUCCUUUAUUAGACUCUAUUAAAUAACGUAAACAUCGUUAACAACUGUUUGCAUCCGGUUAUAUUAGUCUGAGCGCACUUUGAUGCUUCGCGAGUUAGCUUAGCUUGUUAGCUGCUAACAAAGAGAGGCGGAAGUGAUCAAAACACAUCGCUAAGCAGAGAUCAAUUGUGAGUGUAAAGUGUUGUGAUUGUGUGAAAAUGUGCGAAAGAACGAUAGCAGAGUACGAGGAGGAACUUUGUCCAACAAAAGCGGAGAAGGAGCGACAACCUCAAAAACAUCAAGUUGUGUUACACAGAACAGACAUCCAUCAGCUGAUUGAACACCAAGAAGAAUGUUUCCCUCAUCUGCAGGGGGACAGUUUCACUUUAGAGGAUCCACAGCACUCACAUUUUAAAGGGGACGAGGAGGAUCUACAGCCCCCUUAUUUUAAAGAGGAAGAGGAGGGAGAGUGCCCUUCAGGGCAGGAGGAGGCUGAUCUCAGCAAGUUUCCACUGACUGUUGUCUCUGUGAAGACCGAAGACCAUGAAUACAAACCACCUGAGUCCUCACAGCUUCAUCACAGUCCAAAACAUCUUCUCCCUGAGCAACAGAAGUGGAGCUUCAGGAUGGAGCCACAGCCCUCCCACAUUAAAAAGGAAGAGAAACACCCACUGAUCCCCCAUUUUACAAAGGAAGAGGAUGACCCACUGACCACUCACAUCAAAGAGGAAGAGGAGGACCCACUGAUCCCCCAUUUUAAAAAGAAAGAGGAGGACCCACUGACACCCCAUUUUAAAGAGGAAGCGAUGGAUCCACUGAGCCCUCACAUUAAGGAGGAAGAGGAGGACCCACUGAGCCCUCACAUUAAUGAAGACCCACUGACCCUUCACAUUAAAGAGGAAGAGGAGGACCCACUGACCCCUCACAUUAAAGAGGAAUGGGAGGACCCACUGAGCCCUCACAUUAAAGAGGAAGACCCACUGACCCCUCACAUCAAAGAGAAAGAGGAAGACCCACUUACACCCUAUUUUAAAGAGGAAGAAGAGGACCCACUGACCCUUCACAUUAAAGAAGAAGAGGAGGAACACAGCAUCAGUCAGCAGGGAAAGCGUCUUGAAGGACUGGAGGAGGUUGAUGUCACCAGGAUGCCAGUGACUGGUGUCCCUGUAAAGAGUGAAGAUGAUGAGGUCAAAAGUGAAAGUGAGGAGAAGAGAGAGGCGGAGCCUCCAAGCAGCAGCUCAACUCAACACAUGACAACAGAAGCUGAUGGAGACCACUGUGGAGGAUCACAAGCAGACAAGCUCUUAGCUCCAAUAUCAGAUAGUGACGACACAACGUCACAUUCUCCUGACACUGAUGAUGAAGACUCUAAAGAUGAUAAGACAUGUCACACUGACAACACACACUUCACAUGCUCUCACUGUGACAAAACUUUUAGUUACCGUGGUAAUCUGAAAGUGCACAUGAGAAUACACACUGGAGAAAAACCUUUUUCCUGUUCAAUCUGCAGUAAAUAUUUUGCUCGAAGGCACGAUUUGAAAACACACAUGAGUACACACACUGGAGAAAAACCUUUUACAUGUUCAAUCUGCAGUAAAGAUUUUGCUCGAAGGAACUAUUUGAAAACACACAUGAGUACACACACUGUAGAAAAACCUUUUACAUGUUCAAUCUGCAGUAAAGAUUUCACUCGAAGGCAGUAUUUGAAAACACACAUGAGAAUACACACUGGAGAAAAACCCUUUUCCUGCUCAGAAUGUGGAAAAAGUUUUGGAACAAAUACAAAUUUACAAUUACACAUGAGAACCCACACUGGAGGAAAACCCUUUUCGUGUUCAAUCUGUGGUAAAGAUUUUACUCACAGUCACCAUUUGAAAACACACAUGAGAAUACACACUGGAGAAAAACCAUUUUCCUGCUCAGAAUGUGGAAAAAGUUUUGUAACAAAUACAAAUUUAAAUUUACAUAUGAGAACCCACACUGGAGGAAAACCUUUUUCAUGUUCAAUCUGCAGUAAAGAUUUUACUCGCAGUCACCAUUUGAAAGCACACAUGAGAAUACACACUGGGGAAAAACCUUUUUCCUGCUCAGAAUGUGGUAAAGCUUUUGGACGAAGAAGCACUUUGAAAGUACACAUGAGAACUCACACUGGAGGAAAAAAAAAUAUUGUUCAAUCUGAGGGAAAGGUUUUGUAAAAAUUCAGUGUUUAAAAGAACACACACUGGAGAAAAACGUUGUUCCUGCUAAUAACGUGGUAAAGCUUUUGUUCGAAGAAGCCCUUUGAAAGUACACAUGAGAACACACACUGGAGAAAAGUCUUAUACAUGUUCAGUAUGUUGUAAAAGUUUUAUACAAAGUCUGCAGUUGAAAGUACACAUUAGACUACACACAGGUGAGAAAGUGUUGAGUUGCAGUGUGUGUGGUAAAAGAUUAUCUUCUAAGUACCAGUGUAAUAAGCACAAGUGUGCUGGUGAGAAAAGCAGCAGCAAAUGAAGAUGCAGGAUUUGAAAUAAACUGUCAAAACUUUAACUUUGACCUUCUAACAAUAUCAGCACAUAGAUGCUAACAUUUAUAGAUUACAUAUUUUAGAUUAUUGCUUUUUUUCCCAGUCAAGUACAUGUUUUAAUAUACAACUUUGUGUACUUUUAUUUAAAAAUGAACACAAAACUUUGACUGUAAAGGUGAAAAUAAACAGGACAAAACAUGAUACAAAUACUUUUUAUGUGUAUAGAGAUAUUCAAAAAUAAUUUUUAAUUAUUAGUGAUGUUAUAGAUUAACUCCUUUAUAUGAUGUACAUAUUUGUUUACAUUUGUUCAUGCCUUUGCUUUUGAGUACCCAUAAAUCCCUCUUAGUUAAUAUUUACUGGUUCGCAUCUGAAACAUCUUCUGGACCACUUCUGGAAGCAUAUUAUUAUUUACUUUAUACAUCAUUUGAGCAGUUGUCUUUUAUACAAUAUCAUUUACUUUUAAAAUGUAUGACUCUGAAUCAUUGGUUGGGUCUCAAUAAUCCAUUCUUUUAAUUACCUUUAUUACUCUCUUUUGUAAUAUUAAUAUUGUUUUAUAUGUAUCUCCCCUUUAUGCAAUAUGUAGAUUAGAGAAAAUGGCAACAUUAUAUGUGGAAGGUUAUGAAGGAUAGUUUUGUUUUUAAUCUGCAUUUCUUAUUAAAAAAACUACACAUGACAGUUGUUAUUCCCCCCUUUUUAGAAUCCCUCAAUUAUUAUCAAUUUCAGAAAACAUGGGAAAGUUUGGGAUGUUAGGGAAAAGUGAAUAAUGUACAUCAUCCCACAGAGCUUUACUGUACAUCCAUCCAUUUUUUCUACCACUUGUCCCUUUCAUUUUACGUGUAUAGCCUUUAUUCACAAACUUGUCCGCCAAAGGGUGUUGCGUUUUGGAGAAACUCCUUGUCAGAGUGCUGUUCAACACAGGAAAGAGAAACCCAAGGAUGCACAGGACGCUGAGUAAAGCGCCUCUUUUACUGCGGAAAUCUACUCACAAAAACAAUCCAAACAGGAGGUAACAAAAAGCGACGGUACGAAAAAGAGAAGACAAAAUGUGCAUUGUAGAAAAAAGAACAAAAGCUACUUAUAUACAAAAAUAAACUCAACUUGUUUUGGAGUUACAAGACAUGCACACUACAAAACAACACCAAGAUGGAUGGCACUGGGAAUGGCCAAGGUAGCAAAAUACUCAAAGCAUAAAAUCAACUGGAGUGGAGUGGAAUCGCCGAGUGCCAUCCAGCUGUCAAGGUGCUGCUUAAGUAGCACCAGGGUCAAUUGGAAGCAGCUUUGCACGUCCCACAACUCCGCCCACAAGGGCAACACAGGAACUCUAGGAGGAAGGAGAAAUGUAAGAACAAGGUCAACUGCACCAAAAGAGGAAAACUGACAAUACAAACCACAGGCGGUAACAACUUCCCUCAAAUUAAUUUGGAAAAAAAUGGACAGAGCAUAAGAGAUAAAUCAUCACAAAUAAAGUUAAAUCUUUCAAAAAGUU